This is a messenger RNA of Cimex lectularius (bed bug), 2528 nucleotides long. Its product is annotated as insulin-like growth factor-binding protein complex acid labile subunit. Lineage: Eukaryota; Metazoa; Arthropoda; Insecta; Hemiptera; Cimicidae. The record is from RefSeq and is a predicted model, not a curated record. Gene Ontology annotation, molecular function: protein binding. The transcript is spliced from 3 exons. Bases 334 to 1851 code for a protein of 505 amino acids.
CGCGCACAAAGGUGAUCCCGAUUCCCGAGUCAGUCGGUGCCGAGCCGCGAUUCAGUGAAUGUCAGAUCUACCGCCGAGCGCACAGUCGAUUUUACGAGGUGUCGCCUUCAGUGUUUUGGUGUUCUGUGACCCAGUGACAAAUCGCAAUUUUACAUCAUCGGACAGUGAGAGACUUCCACACGAUUCUUUCCCCGGAUGAUGGAAAUUCACCUUCUAGCUGUGCACAAUUUAAGAUGUAACUGCUUGAUCCCCUGGCUUCCGAGAUAACGUCUAGUCUUCCCACCAAAAGGAGGAUCGAACGACCUACAUCCAAAUACUGCCCAAUAGAAGGAUAUGGACCGGAUUAUAAGAUUAUGGUGGAUCAUCACAUUUACGUGUAUUGGUUCUGCCCGAGCGUUCUGUCCGGCGAAUUGCAGCUGCGAUGACGAUACCUUAGUUGUAUCCUGCGUCGAAGCAAACUUGGACGUCAUACCGAUCACGCUCAACCCAUCGAUCAAGAGGCUCGUCUUGAAAUUCAACAAGGUCAAAACAGUGGACGCCGCUUUCCAGUUCUACGGAGAGCUGCAAUACGUUGAUCUCUCGUACAACCAAUUGGUGUCGAUACCAACGAAGAGCUUCGAAUCUCAGAAAAAAUUAGGCGAACUUCAUCUCAGCCACAAUAAAAUUUCAGCCAUAACAAACAAAACCUUCGACGGGCUUAAACUGUUGACGGUCCUCAACCUUAAAGGCAAUUUUCUAGAAGACCUUCCAGAUAAGCUGUUCAAAGCGCUACCACAACUGGAGGAACUCAAUUUGGGCCAAAACCGAAUCAACAGGAUAGACGCGACGGCCUUUCAAGGGUUGAACUCCCUCAGAGUCCUCUACUUGGACGAUAACCAACUGAGGGUGGUGCCUACGCCCUGCUUUCCCCUCCUCAGUAGUUUGGCCGAAUUGCACGUCGGGCUCAACGCUUUUACUGCGUUACCUGAUGACUCCUUCAAAGGUCUCAACCGGCUGACGAUUCUAAAUCUCAGUGGAGCGGGUUUGUUAAACAUAAGCGAUAACGCUUUCCGCGGGCUCGCAGCAUUGAGAAAUUUAGUCCUAACAGACAACAGAUUGACGAAAGUCCCGACGAAACAAUUGAGCAUCCUGACCCGUCUCGAAGAACUUUCGAUCGGUCAGAACGACUUUUCCUCUCUCCAAGUCGACGGGUUUAAAGGGCUCACAAAUCUGAGGAAGCUGGAUAUCACAGGCGCCUCCCUUCUGGAAAAAGUCGAAAAAGGCGCUCUGGCGGAAAAUCUGAAUAUCGAAACUCUUAUUCUCAACAGCAAUAAAAGGCUGUCAUCGUUGGACAAAGGAUCCCUCGCGGGACUGCCCAACUUGAGACAUCUAUCACUAAGGGACAACGCUUUUACUACGUUUCCCGAAUCUCUGGUCGCGUGGCCAGAAUUAAGAAAGUUGGACGUGUCUGAAAAUCCUUUGGAGUGCAGUUGCAAAAUAAUGUGGCUGAGAGAGCUGCUAGUAAGCCGUAAUUCUAGCCAAGUACUGUGUUCGCAACCUUUAUCGCUGAAAGACAAAUCCCUCAAAACUUUGACGCCCGACGAAUUGGGAUGCACCCUACACGGCGCCUGGCCUCAUACGGUCAUCGGCGGGGUAUGCGCCGCUAUCGUUGUUUUCAUGGCCGUCAUCAUCAUACUGAUUUAUCACUACAGACGGCGAGUCAGUGACGCCUUAAAAGACUACAAAUGGAACAAACGGGCCAUGGCGAGAAAAGGGAUGGAAUACGAAAAGACUUACACUGACGAAGACGGCCCCAACUACAUUAUCCCCCAGCCGACCUAUCCUAGGCCGAUACCCGUGACGGAACUGUAGCUAGAGCUAUUCGGUUGCGGGCCCGCCACGACACCACCGCCUCCACCACCUCCCAACGUCUUCUACCUGACGGAGAAAGAGGCCAGGAGGACGCCCAGAAGUCACCAAUCCGGAACUGCACCCGCAACCGGCUUUUCGUACAUAUCUGGCGACCAGUUGUACAUGGCGAGUUGCAACACUUUUCGAUCCACACAAAGCAGGCACCACCAUUACGCACGCCCUCACAACACCACCCCUUAAAAUAUUUGAGCACGUUCUCGAUCCCAAUCACUACUAACGUCUAUAGAUUCGUUCUUCACAAAUUUUUAUAUUGACGUUUAAGACUCGAAAGAAAAGAAAAAACAGUUCGUGUCAUUUCACAACAUUCCAAAUUGUUUGACCGGAGGAAUAUUUUCGAGACUUACUAAGCGAGUUAACUGUGGUUUCUACAAUAAAAUUAUGUUUGGAACUAAACGCUGUACGGUAUCCAGUCAACUCAAAAAAGAGAAAAUACUAUCAUUCAACUCCCUAAUUUAUCAGAACUCAAUACCAUAAACUAACUCUCAAAGUUUAGAAUAUUUUCUUAGAAAUGUAAAAAGAUUUUCAAAUGCAAAUAUAUCGUUUCUUCGAAAUAAAACUCCCGCCUUAAAGGUGAUUUUGUAAAUUGUGUACAGUCAUUAGAUUUAGGAUCUUGUAAU